This is a messenger RNA of Maylandia zebra (zebra mbuna), 1433 nucleotides long. RefSeq names its product small ubiquitin-related modifier 2. Gene Ontology annotation, molecular function: protein binding. The record is from RefSeq and is a predicted model, not a curated record. Lineage: Eukaryota; Metazoa; Chordata; Actinopteri; Cichliformes; Cichlidae.
ACAUAUCGCUCUCCCCAUGCAGUGAGGAUCAUGUGUGGUGAUGCUGACUGAACUAUGCUGCACCCAUGCGAGGUCAGCAGGGCGAUAAGGAGCAUUUAAUGAGAUAACCGCUUUUCUAAACCUAAAAACAAAAGGGAAAACAUCGCUGUGCGCGUGCACGUGCAUCUGCCUGCCUCUUUAACGCGCAUUGUGACUCUCCCGCCCUUGCCCAGACUGCGCUUUCAACCUCGUGACUACUCGCUGUCCACUCAACGCUCGUUGAGGUGGACGCGCACGGGCGCGUGGCCGCGCACGUUCAGUUGCAAUAGACUAAACGGGCACGUGUACGUGCGCGUACUCGUGUUCUUUGUGUGGCAGUGUAGAGAAGCGCCAAAAGAGUGACCAUGGCUGAUGAAAAACCAAAGGAAUCAGUGAAGACAGAAAACAAUGAACACAUAAACCUGAAGGUAGCGGGUCAGGAUGGAUCUGUAGUGCAGUUCAAGAUCAAAAGACACACACCGCUCAUCAAACUCAUGAAGGCCUACUGCGAGAGACAGGGACUGUCAAUGAGGCAAAUCAGGUUCAGAUUUGACGGGCAGCCAAUAAACGAGACAGACACACCAGCACAGAUGCCAGUUGUAUUCACUGCAGUUUGUGGCUGGAGUAACCACAACUUGCAUGUUAUUGCAGUGCCAUCCAACCUUGUCCACAGUGCAGCCUUCAAAGCCAAAUACAUUGGAAAUGGAAGAUGAAGAUACGAUCGAUGUGUUUCAACAACAGACGGGCGGACGGAUUUAAUCGGCCACGUGCAUCACCACUUUCUUCCUGGACACCACCAACUUUCCUGGCCUCUGAGGCACACAGCGCCUGCUUCUUCGCAGCUCGUCUCAACAGAAUUCCACGCAGAAGAAGUUUCCCGUUUCUCUGCUACACAUAACUGCUGUAUAUUUUCAUUCGCGCCCCUUUUACUUUUCUGUCUUUGUACAUAAGCCACAUCCACGUCACCCUGAGUUCAGAUUUUGUUUUUCCAUGCUGUAUUGUGAUAAGUGUUAAGGACUUCCCUUCCAGACUGUUAGGACUGGUGAUAGAGUGAGCAUUAAGUAAAACUGACUUUAUUGAUCAAAAUCUGCUCAGCUGAUCUUGGUCGGUGGCCAGCAAAUCUGUUCUUAAAGUGUACAAUUUUUGGAACUGGCUGUCACUUAGUGAACCAUAUGCCAAGUAUGGGGAUCACGGGAUAUGCUGACAUUUGGGUUCUGUCAUAUUCACAAAACAUAUUUGAUUUUUUACAUUUUUUAAAAAUAGUACUGGAUGUGUAGAGGAAUGUUCUGAGAAAUCGUUUUUGCUAGGCCACUUCAAAUUUUGGGAAGCCCUAAGAGAUGUUCCAGCAAAAUAAACAUCUGUAUUGUCUAUUAAGAUGCUUGUUGAAAUAAAGCUAUUGUCUUUUUCCAAACUUU